Paramecium sonneborni is the source of this 1392-nucleotide messenger RNA. NCBI's taxonomy places the organism in Eukaryota, Ciliophora, Oligohymenophorea, Peniculida, Parameciidae. The record is from the annotation of a GenBank genome assembly.
AUGUACAAAAACUAAAAAUACAUCUGGGAUCCUUUGAAAGUACGAGAUAAUCGUGAUCCUGCAUAUAGUGUUAAUCUUCCUUCUCAUUCUCCUAAGAUACCAUUUAAGAGACCUUUUUAACAAGACAAUAUAAAUAGGUCUAUGGAGAAUAACAAGUAUCGUUACUCUGAAAAACAUCUUGAUUAGAGUCCUACUCAAAAAUUAAAAGCAGUUGCUCAGCCUGCUUAUUUUAGUUAAGAGGGUUUAUUACUGACAAGAAAUAGUAAAUUACCUAAUUAUGAACCUACACGUUGUUCAAGCAAUGAAAAUGGCAUAAUUAGAGCAUAUGCUGCAAACACUAACUAAGGGAUAGUAAGAGAUUAUAAUGAAGACAGAGUAUCCAUAAUAUUGAAUAUCGUUAAACCCUAAAAUAGGCAACAUGAAACUUGGCCUAGGUGUUCUUUUUUUGGUGUUUAUGAUGGUCAUGGAGGUUCAACAUGUGCAGAUUUCUUAAGAGAUAAUUUGCAUCAGUUUGUAAUAAAGGAAUUAGAUUUUCCUUGGAAUCCAUAUGAAGCAUUAAGAAAAGGUUUCGCAGCAGCAGAAUAACAUUUCUAAGAAUACGCUAUUUCUUAAUUCAAUAAAGGUAUACCUGAAAGAAGUGGUUCUUGUGCAAUAGUUGCUUUAUUAGUUGGUGAUGUUUGUUAUGUUGCAAAUGUCGGGGAUAGUAGAGCAGUUUUGUGUGGAGGCAAUAAUAAAUCAGCAUUACCAUUGUCUCGAGACCAUAAACCUUGUGAUGAAUUAGAAAAAUUAAGAAUAUAAAAAGCAGGUGGAAAAAUAUAUUAGUAAUUAAUUAUAUUAAAAAAUUAAGAACUUAAUAAUUAUAAGAUGAACAAUAAGUUUUUGUUGGACCUCUAAGAGUAUUACCUGGAAGAUUAUCUGUAAGUAGAACUUUUGGAGAUAUUGAAGCUAAAUUAGAAAGAUUUGGUGGAAAACCAAAUGUUGUUGUAGCAGAACCAGAACUAAGAAGUUUUAAAAUUCAAGACGAUCAUUAAUAUAUUGUUUUAGCAAGUAAUAUUAUAAUAUAUAUUUUAGGUGAUGGUAUAUUCGAUAAAAUGUCAUCUAAUGAAGUAGUUGAUAUCAUGACUAAGGAGCUAGAUUCCAAUUCAAAUAUACAUUAAGGUUGUAGUAUAGGAGUUGAAUAAGUUCUAAAGGAAAGUAUUAAUAGGAGAACCUUAGAUAACAUAACUGUUGUUGUAGUUGCUUUCUAAGGGGAAUAAAUGAAAAGAUUAAAGAAUGAAUUAAAUAAAAGAAAUUAAAUUAAAAAGGCAGUUUAAUCUGUGUUGGGUAAUUAGGAAGAUCAAGAAAAUACUCCAGGAUUAAUUAAUACCUAUAAACGAUAUAUUUGAUUUAAUU